Antrostomus carolinensis (chuck-will's-widow) is the source of this 278-nucleotide messenger RNA. RefSeq names its product NADH:ubiquinone oxidoreductase subunit A5 (gene NDUFA5). The record is from RefSeq and is a predicted model, not a curated record. Bases 1 to 186 code for a protein of 61 amino acids. Gene Ontology annotation, biological process: respiratory electron transport chain. The transcript has 2 exons. NCBI's taxonomy places the organism in Eukaryota, Metazoa, Chordata, Aves, Caprimulgiformes, Caprimulgidae. Gene Ontology annotation, cellular component: respiratory chain complex I.
AUGUGUUUGAAUACACAGGAGACUGAUGUGCAAAAACUACAGGACAAACUGAAUAGUGGUCACAUAGAAGAAGUCAUUGUACAGGCUGAAAAUGAGCUUUCCCUGGCAAGAAAAAUGAUACAGUGGAAACCAUGGGAGCCUCUAGUUGAAGAACCUCCUUCUGACCAGUGGAGAUGGCCAAUAUAAUUUUCAAAAUGGUGUAACCUCUUGCAAGUCAAAAAAGGUUAAUUAUUAAUCCAUUGUUACUGACAGUUGUCUUUAAAUUAAAGAUGAUAACU